AUGGACCGAAUGAUUGCCAACUUCUUCACCCGCGCACGCACCCAAUCGGGCUAUUUUCUAGAUAUCCCCCGUGCAGCUAUGUCCUAUGCACUCUCCUGUUCCAUUGAACUGUGGGCCGUCCAUCUGACCCGAGCUGAAUCCACGGUGCCAACACCAGAGGCCGAGUUCGAGAUCCCGUAUCUUCGCAAAACGCUAAGCGCGGCUUCUGAUGCUCUCACCCCCAGCUCAUCUCGCCCGCCACCUAUUUCUCACAUCAUCCAAGCUCACGUCCUUUUGUGCAACUACUUCUUCCGAAAUGUUCGCAUUGUAGAGGGAAAGUAUCAUCUUGCGACGGCUGUAGGCCUGGUUGUUGGUGCAGGGCUGCAUAAGCGGGACCAUCAGACGACGACGGAGCGAAUCAAGGCGUUCUGGACGGUAUACGCCUUGGAUUGCUGUUGGGCUGUCGCUGACGGGUCAUCGUCGAACUUUCCCGGUCACAUUCAAGACGAAGUUGACAUCCCUUGGCCGAAUGAAGCUUACGCGGCUGCACAGGGGCAAGGCACGAUAUCUGCCUUUCUUGAUUUAACACUCGUCACAUCAAACGCUACGUCCUUCGAGUCAUUGCGUACGAAAGCUGCGACUCUCCUUGAACGUGCCGCCAAACUCGUAUCAAACUAUCAGUACGCUACAUCUCCCGAUGACCGGCAUCUCUUUUCUUUAUCGUUCAUGAACCUGGAUGCUAUCAUACAACGGUUCCGACAAUCACUUCAAGAGUACCCGGCCGAACAGCUCCCGCUUUUGCUUGCGUGCAUGGCCACAAUCCAACUCCAUAGUCCUUUUGCUUUCGCUCUGGAUCCGGAUCCGGAGGCCGAACUCUCAAGACGCAGGAUUUUUGAUGCGGCAAGGGACAUCAUAGGAAGCUUCGAUGGGCUACAGCUUGGUCUUAACUUGGUAGACCCGAUCAUUGGGACGUUGCUCACGGCUGCCUGUCGAGUUCUAUUAUCGACUAUUGGAUUCCAACGGAGUCAUCGCCCUGAAUCAACAGGACCACACCUACGGCGCGCUCCGCAACCUAUUCCAGAGCCCGUCCUCCAUGGUGCUGUUGACCGUGUUUUGGCUAUCAUGGCUAGUCUUGCGCCGGGUUGCAAGAUAAUCGAUGCACAGAUGAACAUGAUGAGAGAGGCGUAUCGCUUGUUGGCCUGA
This is a messenger RNA of Mycena indigotica, 1182 nucleotides long. RefSeq lists its product as uncharacterized. The record is from RefSeq and is a predicted model, not a curated record. The transcript is spliced from 6 exons. Gene Ontology annotation, molecular function: zinc ion binding; DNA binding. NCBI's taxonomy places the organism in Eukaryota, Fungi, Basidiomycota, Agaricomycetes, Agaricales, Mycenaceae. Gene Ontology annotation, biological process: DNA-templated transcription. The coding region runs from base 1 to 1182 and encodes 393 amino acids.